Pimephales promelas (fathead minnow) is the source of this 5032-nucleotide messenger RNA. Lineage: Eukaryota; Metazoa; Chordata; Actinopteri; Cypriniformes; Leuciscidae. The record is from RefSeq and is a predicted model, not a curated record.
UCGGUGUAAGCACAAGAAAGGGGGGGCUGAUCUCAGGAGCGUGUUAUCACACACCACAGGAAUGAACCAAACCAAACGGAUGCUUAACAUACAGUUAUUUUACAUAACUUUUGUUUUAUUAUCUAAACCCGCGUUUCUUUGUUUCUCACUGAAAGGGUAGGGAAAGUUUCAUAUCUGAGGAGGAAUACCUGCCAACUAACGGAACGCAUCAUCCGCAAACCGUCACACCUUCGCGAGAGCGUUGAGGAGAUCGCAUCUGCCUUCGGACUGCAUUUUCUUCUUUUGUUUCUUUUUGGGGUGAGGGUCAAGUCCCUUGAAGAUUCCAGAGAAUGGUAAAUGAUCGAUGGAAAAUCAUGAACAGUGUUUCAGAACUCGAGGAUGGUCAGCAGCAUAAAUCGCAGGACUGUUUCCAGAACCUGGGAGAGUACAAGGCCAGCUGUGCACAAAGGGUGAUUCUAAAAAGUGGGGCAAUUCCAUCUUUGCAAGUAUAUUCUGGCGCUUCUGACUCUCAGACACAGCCUAGGAUGAGCUGUAGCUAUCUCCUAUGCACCAUCCUGCUCUUUGUUGCCGUGUUACUGGCUGUCACGGUAACCGGGAUCAUCCUUCUGAUGAACCAUUACCAAGCGCCCAGCGGCCCCGAUGGCCCCCCUCUCAUCAGCACUAACCAGGAUGAGGCUAAUGCCCUGGUAACCAUCGAGAGAGGCGACGGUUCCCGCAUUAACAUCUUCAUUGACCCCAACUGCCCCGACUACAACAAUAACUUCCUGCGUCUGGAGGGCGUGCAAACCUCACUGCUGCACUCUCUCACCGACCACGACACUGAUCUGAAGUCAGUGAAAGGGCAGGACCGGGCUCUGCUUGUUAAACUGGCUGAGGAGGUGGCCAAACUGUCCGCCCAUGCCAGUCAGCUGAAGAUGGAGUACAACGCUCUGAGACAAGGCCAGGGCAACAUUGGACAGGAGCUCAGCACUCUGCAGACCGAACAGGGCAGGCUUAUUCAGCUGCUGUCAGAGAGUCAGAUCAACAUGGUGAAAGUGGUGAACUCUGUGAGCGACGCGCUCAGCUCCAUGCAGAAGGAAACCGGAAACAUCAAGAGCCGUCUCAAGGCAGAUCUGCAGAGGGCUCCGGUGCGCGGCGUCCGGCCCAAGGGCUGCGCCGGUGGAGAGGGUUCCAGACCCAGGGACUGCAGUGACAUCUAUGCCAGCGGGCAAAGAGAGGAUGGUAUCUACUCCGUUUUCCCCACACAUUACCCCGCAGGCUUCCAGGUCUUCUGUGACAUGACUACUGAUGGAGGCGGAUGGACGGUGAUUCAACGCAGAGAAGAUGGCUCUGUUAACUUUUUCCGUGACUGGGAAGCCUAUCGUGAAGGAUUUGGCAAGAUAACAGGAGAGCAUUGGCUUGGCAUGAAACGAAUCCACGCACUUACCAUUCAAGCCAACUACGAGCUAAGGAUUGACCUGGAGGACUUUGAGAACAGUACCUCCUUUGCGCAGUACGGCUCUUUUGGAGUGGGUUUGUUCUCUGUUGACCCAGACGAGGAUGGCUACCCACUGAGCAUCGCGGACUACUCCGGCACUGCAGGCGACUCGCUUCUCAAACACAACGGGAUGAAAUUCACCACUAAGGACAAGGACAACGACCACUCCGAGAAUAACUGUGCGUCCUUCUACCACGGCGCCUGGUGGUACCGCAACUGCCACACUUCCAACCUCAACGGACAGUACCUGCGCGGCCAGCACACCUCGUACGCCGACGGCAUCGAGUGGUCGUCCUGGACGGGCUGGCAGUACUCACUGAAGUUCACCGAGAUGAAGAUCAGGCCCACCAAGGAGGAGAAUAAAUGAGCGAGAACUAGAAACCUUGACUAGAACAACUCAAAAGAUGGCUGUAGGUGUUAGAGACACUCGGUGCAGAAACGCAACAACUUUAUAGCAACAACCUCUUUCUCAUGUUUCUGUUUCUAUCCAUCUUUCAAUUCCCCGUUUUCCCACCAUCUUGUAGUGUUCGUGCUAAUGCCCAGUGGGCUGUUGUUUUUUCUCUCAAUCUCUGAAUAUUAUUAUGAAGAAACAUUGCAGGUAUUGUCAAAAAUGUACUAAUGAAAAAAAAAUCAGUAGUUGUUGUGUAAAAAAAAGAAAACAAAAAAACAAAAUAAAAAAACUUCUGUAGCUGUGAAAUUUAGAAAGAAUGUGUAGCUUUUCAUAAAAAAUAAAGACUUUUAACUCUUCUCAAACAUCCGACAGAGAGGCAGCUUGUCCUAUGUUAUUUUCAUCCAGUGCUUAAUCAAUAACUCAGAGUUAAACAUGACAAGGUUGCUAUUUGUGUGUCCAGCCACCGCUGUAAUAUCUGGGAGGUAACUACUUUUCCCCACAUGUCGAGUAAAUACGUUAUUGACCACCAGGGAUGCUCAAAGAGAAUAUGUGUCACAGUGGUGGCUUUCAGAGUGAUGGGCCAAUACAAGCACAUUUCUCAUUCUUGACAGGCCAGUCGGUGCAAGGUUUAUCAAUGGAGAAGCUAAACGUUUCUCAGAAAACACAGUAACCCUCUGGCGUUACUACCAGUUAGCAGAGUGUUGGAUUUUAUCAUAUGCACAGUAGGUCGGGUUCACCUGAAAUCCCAGUGAGAUGGAUUGAUGGAGCUUAAGGCUUAAUCUUGGAGGAGAUCUGAGAAGUGAACUUGGGUUGAACUGCUUUUAUUGUUGUGAACAGACUGACUCUUCUGUUUUUAAUGUCAGAUCAUCACCUGGAGAUUGUUUCAGUAGCUUAUUCGGUAGCUCAUCACCAAUAUAUUCUCAUGCAUUCAUUUAAUGUCAUUUCUUUGCGAUAAAUUGGGAAAUUUCUGAAAUAAAAAGGAAUAGUUUACCCUAAAUGGGUCUAAAUUUCAUUUUAAAGCACACAUAUUUUAUUUUAUUGUAGCAAGUAAUGCUUUGAGAUAGCUUGAUUUGCUUUGGAGGCUCCUAAAAGUGUAAAAUGGAAUUAGCAACAGUUCAAUAGAUUUUCGGUGACUCUUUCUGCACGUCAUACGGUUAUGCCAGUUGGUGGGGGCAAAUUACUCACUGUAAAAAAUAUUGUUGGUUUAACUUAAAAAAAUUGCCUUAAAAUUUUAAGUUCAUUGAAAUGGAAAAAUUGAGUUAAUACAAUGAAGGAGAUUGAUUUAAUCAUCAGAAACUCAAAGUAUUAUGUUAUCUGAGCUAUAUAGAUUAUUUAAGUUGAUUUGACAAAAGAAAAAAUGUUGUGAUUACAAAUUAUGAAAAUAUUUUUUACAGUGCUCUUUAAUUCAAGUGAGUAAUGGAUCAUCGAAUGUUCAAAUACACGGAUUCAUUCAAAAAUGAAUUGUUGAAUCAUUUACUCAACCACUUGCUGAUUCAUACAAGAACGGAUCAAGCGAAUCUUUUUGAGUGAAUCACUGAGUCAUUCACUCAUCUGAUCAGUUCAAAAUAAUACUUGCCGCUGUUGCUAGGAAUUGUGCAACGGCUCUGUUUUGAUUUCAUUUGGACCUGUUUUCAUUUGUGAAACAAAAAGUAUUUGGCAAUACUGUCAAAAAUGCAAUUUACUCUCUCUUGUUUAUUGAACUGUUGUAUAAAAUCAUGAGGGUGAGUAACUGAUUGAACUGGGGUGAACUAAUGUUGCUUCUCUUUGUAUUUGUUUGCUUUUUUGUCUAUGCAGACUUGACUCACUAACUUUCUCUUUUCUAUUGAAUUGAUGGCACUUUAAUAAUUUAUGGCAAUUUAAUAAUGAGCAUAUGUUCCCUUUCCAAACCAUAAACUUGCAAUGUCCUUUUACUUUCGUUGUUAUGAGUGUUUGUAUUAGUUUUGAUAACACAAUAUUGAAUCAUGCAAUGUCCAUGUUAACUAAGAUGACCCUGUGUUUAGAAUGUGAAAGUCGGUUUCAUAACUUUAUUUGUAUCUUCAUAUUUGAUGUGAUUGUACAUUGGUUAUCCUGUCAAAGAUGAACAUUGUCUGCACUUUAAACAACAACAUCAAAACAGUCAUUUCUGUUUCGAAAUGUUUUACAAUCACUUUUAUAUCUAUAUUGGAUGGAAAUCAAAGAAAUAGUUUUAUGAACUUAUCCCUCAGAGUAUUUUAAGAAUGCGAAGCAUUUCAAUAUCAGCCUGCUUUAUUGAUCAAAUGUUUAUCUAUGCUCAAAUGGCUAACCCAUGGUAUAUACUGCAAUGCCAACCCCUACUGAAAAAGCAAUUCACCAACGUCAAAGGAACUCAAAAGCAAACAGCUGUCACAGCCCAACCAAACUGAUGCGUUUUGAUCAAGUUUGUGACACGUUCUCGCUCAAUAAAGAGAACUGCAGGCAUUUCUGUGAGGUGAAAUUGUUUAAGAUGAACGCCGCUAUGCAGAUUGACUUACACGGUCAAUUCCCUCUGGAAACUGUAGGAGGGAUUUCUAUGCUCCAGCUGUCCUAGCAUGCACAUUCAAAAUGCAGUGAAAACGCCAAUAAAAUACAUCCCCGCACCUCAUCAUGCCAUGUUUUUCUUGCUCUCCACAGGUAUAUUCAAAUAAAUUUGAUGUUGAAAUGUGGUCUGCAAUGACAGAGAGUUCGGUUUUGUUGCGCUUAAGGACAGCUACAGCUUUGGGGGAAAUACAAAUUCUCAGUUCGUGACCCCUAGUUGCUCUCUGUGAACUUGGUGGAACUCAGGAACCCCUGCUGAUGGCCUCUCAAACUACAGCCUUGCUGAUAGCGCUUGCCAGUCACCCAUGUAAAUAAUUUAACCGUGAAAUUGAGCAUGUCUUGCAGUAUAACAACACCCCAGGAUGACAAGAGGACGUUUUAUUUUCCAUUCCUUGCACACCUUGCCCUUCCUAACAUCCCCCAAACCUUCAAACCCAUCAUUUGUGACCAGCUAUGAAAGCGAACGCAGGUCUACCAUAUACAAUUAAACAAUUGGUACGCCCUGCUAUGAAUUACAAUGGACUUUUUGACAUUUUUUACGGUCUUGUAUUAGCAGUUUCUUGUCGUUGUUGAUCAUUAAAAUGUGUUUCAUGUUCACAGUGACAUUUAAUAAACAUCCACAGUUUCUAACA